AUGACAAUCUAUAAAACUCGACAAAGAAGUUUGCAAGCUUAUCCUUCAGCUUCACAAAAAAAUGUAUGGUUUUUCGACUUGAAUCUUGAUAUUCCAAUGGAAACCCUACUGAAUUCUGAUCAAUUUUCAAUGAUUCUCAAAAACGCGAUUAUCGAUGAGGUUAAAAUAUUGGAGUUGGGAAAUCUCAAAACACUUUUUGCUCAUAGAAAUGUGUGCAUUUUCACUUUGGAUUUGAAAUAUUUGUCAAAAAUCGAGAGAUAUGUUAGACAAUUAAUUUUUUAUCGAAAAUUUGUGGUUGUUUUGAGAAAUCGUGAAAUUGUUUUCUGGAAUUUUAACAAUGUUAAAUGUUUGCGAAAUAAAUGA
This is a messenger RNA of Caenorhabditis angaria, 363 nucleotides long. Lineage: Eukaryota; Metazoa; Nematoda; Chromadorea; Rhabditida; Rhabditidae. The record is from the annotation of a GenBank genome assembly.